AUGUCGUUGAAAUACAGUUUAAUUUUCGCACUCUGCCUGGCGGCAGUGGCCCUAAGCAAUACCGAACGUGCGCGCUAUGAUAACUAUCGCGUGUAUAGGGUGACCGCAUCCAAUCUUCAAGAAUUGGCGUUCUUAAAGGAAAUGGAGGACAGCAGUGACGCAUUGAUCUUCUUGGAAGGCGUUCACUCCGUUGACAAGGAUAUCGAUGUUGUUGUGGCACCUCACAAAGUACCCGACUUCCUGAAAGCUUUGAUUGACCACAAUAUCGAUUACGUAUUGCUUGAACAGAAUUUGCAAUCACGACUCGAAGAUGAUGACGAUACAGAGAUUCGUGGACGUGCUGGCGCUUAUGGCUGGGAAGAGUACCAAACGCUUACCGACACAUACACUUGGUUGCGGUCGUUGACCAGUUCAUAUCCAGGCGUUGUGAGGCUCAUCGAAGGUGGCAAAACUUAUGAGAAGCGUUCGAUUUUGGGUGUGAAAAUCUCCUAUAAUAACGGUGCAGAGAAAAAGCCUGGCAUCUUCUUAGAAGCUGGCAUUCAUGCACGUGAAUGGAUUGCACCAGCUACCGCGACCUACAUCAUUAAUCAGCUGCUGACAUCAGAAGAUGCUGCCAUUAAGGAUUUGUUUCAAAAUUACGAUUGGUACAUAUUCCCGCACGCCAAUCCCGAUGGAUAUGUCUACACGCACACUACCGAUCGUUUGUGGCGUAAAACACGUCAGCCCCAUGGUACCUGCUAUGGCGCGGAUCCAAAUCGCAACUGGGACUUUCACUGGAAUACAGUGGGCGCUAGCAGCAACCCCUGCUCUGAUACGUAUGCUGGUCCGUCUGCAUUUUCUGAAUUGGAAGCAAAAUCGUUGUCAAACUACAUUCAAACGCUGGAGGGAAAAAUUGACGUAUACAUAUCUUUCCAUUCCUACUCUCAGUAUGUGCUUUAUCCCUAUGGUCACACCCAAGAACUGCCUGCUAAUGUCAAUGACUACAAGCGUGUAUUCAAUGUUACAGUGGCUGCUAUCGCAGAGCGCUAUGGUACCAAAUACACUGGUGGCAAUAUUUACGAUGCCAUUUAUCCGGCUGCGGGCGCUAGUGUGGACUGGGUCUAUGGUAACGUGGGUACUCGCAUGUCCUUCUGCCUGGAAUUACGGCCAGGCCCAAAUUCUAUUCUAACUGGUUUCAGACUGCCAGCCGCUCAGAUUAUUCCUACAGGCGAGGAAACUCUGGAUGGUGUGGUCGCUUUGGUUAAUGAAGUUAAGGCUUUGGGUUACUUUGUUUAA
Molecule: messenger RNA, 1275 nt
Organism: Rhagoletis pomonella (apple maggot)
Lineage: Eukaryota; Metazoa; Arthropoda; Insecta; Diptera; Tephritidae
Product: zinc carboxypeptidase A 1-like
Exons: 1
Coding region: 1-1275 (424 amino acids)
Biological process (GO): proteolysis
Molecular function (GO): zinc ion binding; metallocarboxypeptidase activity
Source: RefSeq, a predicted model, not a curated record